CCCAUCAUUGAAUUCAACCUCUCCCCCAUACUCGUAUCCAACAAUGGCUACACCAGCCUCUCCUCAAUCCAAACCUUACCUAAACAACAAAACCCCUCAUUUCUCCACGCAGCAGCGGCUCGUUUCUUCCCGGAGCUUUUCCACAUUUCCGGUCAGAUAUGGCCGCUGUUCGCUUCCUCCUUUUCCUUCCUUUCCUUGCCUCUCUUCUUCCCUCCCUUUCCCUCUCUCAAUCCGAUGACGAAAAGGCCCUCCUCAAGCUCAAGAAAUCUAUCACCAAUGCCAAGUUGGAUUCUUGGGUCUCCGAUUCCGAUCCUUGUCAGAAGAAAUGGCUCGGUGUUCAGUGCUCUGGUGGUUCCGUCGUUGCCCUCCAUUUGACGGGUUUACAGCUUGCCGGUCAAAUCGACGUUCAGGCUUUGCUUCAAAUCCGCGGGUUGAGAGCCAUCAGCUUUAUAAACAACUCCUUCACGGGUUCCAUCCCGGAGUUCAAUAAUCUCACUUCUUUAAGGGCUAUCUAUUUGUCUCAGAAUCAAUUUAGCGGUGAAAUCUCCAAUGAUUAUUUUUAUCCCAUGGAGAAUUUGAAGAAAGUUUGGUUGAACGAAAACAAAUUCAGCGGCAAAAUCCCGGAUUCGUUGAUGCAACUCCCCAAUCUCAUUGAACUCCAUCUGGAGUCGAAUCAAUUUUCCGGGAAAAUCCCACGGUUGAAAAAUCCAGAAGUGAUUAAUUCCCUCGAUCUGUCGGAUAACAAACUCCAAGGCGAAAUCCCAGCAAGUUUCUCCAAGUUUGAAGUAAGCGCAUUCCAAGGAAACGACGGUCUUUGUGGAGAAUCUUGUCAAAACUCGGGUAGCAAAGUUGACCAGUCAGAUAGCAAAGGAGCCUCGUCGGUGGAUAAAACCCAAGGAUCCGAUUCCAAUGUAGUCGUUAUUUCCAUCGCCAGCAUUGCCGCCGUGUUGUUGUUGGUCGUAGUCGCCUUCGUUAUGGCAAAGCGGCGUAGGAGGGAAGAUGAUUUCAGUAUCUUAAGCAAAGAACCGUUAAAAGAGGAGGUUCUUCCGGUCAAGGUGUCGCAAGCCCAAUCGACGACCACCACGAAGCGGAAGAAAUCCGAUACGAGCCGCCGGAGUACUUCCUCGAAGAAAGGGUCGUCGCACGGGAGCAAGGGUGGGGCUGACUUGGUUAUGAUGAACGACGAGAAGGGUGCAUUCGGGAUGCAGGAUUUGAUGAAGGCGGCGGCGGAGGUGCUUGGGAACGGCGGGUUGGGGUCAGCGUAUAAGGCGGUGAUGGGGAAUGGGUUGGCGGUGGUGGUGAAGAGGAUGAAGGAAUUGAAUCGGCUGGGAAAAGAAGCAUUCGACGCUGAAAUGAAACGGAUAGGGAAAUUAAGGCACCCCAAUGUACUGACGCCAUUGGCGUAUCAUUUUAAAAAGGAGGAGAAGCUUGUUGUUUCUGAAUAUAUGCCCAAGGGGAGCCUCUCAUACGUCUUGCAUGGUGAUCGAGGAAUCAUUCACGCUAAUCUAAACUGGCCAACACGUUCGAAGGUCAUCAAGGGAAUAGCCGAUGGAUUGGGUUUCAUUCAUACGGAGUUCGCAACGUACGAGAUUCCCCAUGGAAACCUUAAAUCCAGCAACGUCCUCUUAAACGACGACUACGUGCCAUUGCUGAGCGAUUUCGCCUUUCAGCCAUUGACAAACCCCGACUGUCUUCCCCAGAGUCUGUUCGCUUACAGAUCCCCGGAAUACCUUCAGACCCAGCAGGUCUCCCCCAAAUCCGAUGUUUACUGCCUGGGAGUCCUCAUCCUGGAGAUCAUUACGGGCAAAUUCCCAUCUCAGUAUCUAAGCAAUGGCAAAGGUGGGAUCGAUAUCGUCCACUGGGUUCAAACAGCCGUAGCCGAAGAUCAAGCAGCCGAUUUGAUUGAUCCCGAGAUAUCACACGGUUCAAGUUCCAUCCACCAGAUGGUUCAACUCCUCCGUAUCGGAGCUGCUUGUACUGAAACCAAUCCCGAUCAACGGUUGCCGCUGAAAGAAGCCAUUGACAAGAUACAUGAGGUAAAUCCGUAAUUAUUUAACCGCCCGUGGCAGACCCAUGUUUGUUGUCGGAUACACAUACCCCCACCACAAAAGAAAAAAAAAUAUUUGAGAUUGUCGGAAAGCAACGAGACAAUUGAUACAAAGCAUGGAAGAUCGUUGUGCAUAGCAUUUUUUAUGGUUGUUUUUCAGUAAAG
This is a messenger RNA of Hibiscus syriacus, 2212 nucleotides long. Its product is annotated as pollen receptor-like kinase 3. Gene Ontology annotation, biological process: protein phosphorylation. The record is from RefSeq and is a predicted model, not a curated record. NCBI's taxonomy places the organism in Eukaryota, Viridiplantae, Streptophyta, Magnoliopsida, Malvales, Malvaceae. Gene Ontology annotation, molecular function: protein kinase activity; ATP binding; protein binding.